This is a messenger RNA of Lodderomyces jiufengensis, 447 nucleotides long. RefSeq names its product mitochondrial 37S ribosomal protein bS16m. The record is from RefSeq and is a predicted model, not a curated record. Gene Ontology annotation, cellular component: mitochondrial small ribosomal subunit; ribosome. The coding region runs from base 1 to 447 and encodes 148 amino acids. The transcript has a single exon. Gene Ontology annotation, biological process: mitochondrial translation. Lineage: Eukaryota; Fungi; Ascomycota; Pichiomycetes; Serinales; Debaryomycetaceae. Gene Ontology annotation, molecular function: structural constituent of ribosome.
AUGUCAUCAAGUCCACUAAUGUCAUUAGCUGAAAAAACAGCUCACAAAAGAAACCUAAUAAAGAUAAGGUUAGCAAGAUUUGGUAGAAAACAUCAACCAAUAUAUAAUAUAGUUGUAAUGAAAGCUAAAAAAGCACAACAAAAAUUACCAAUAGAAGUAAUAGGUACUUAUAAUCCAAUAUCUACACCAAAACCAUUACAUGAUGAAAGUAUACCUAUUAAAGAUGUUGCAUUGGAUUUUCAUAGAGCUAAAUAUUGGUUAGGUAUGGGUGCUGAACCAACUCCUAAAAUUGCAUGGUUAUUUAAAAAAUGUGGAAUAUUACCUAAUUUUUGGCCAAGUACUAGUAAAUUAACUCAAGAAAUUAAUGAACCUGUUGUUGAAGAUAUUAAAGAAACUCAUGAAAUACCUGUAGAAAAUAUAAGAAGAAGAGGGGAUAAAAAGUUUUAA